AUUUUUUUUUUUUCCUUUUCCGACAAGCAAGAGGAAUACAUAUCAAUUACGUAGGUCGUUUCUCUGGAUUUUAUAUAUUCUUCUUCUUCUCUGUGAGUCUUAGCGUCUAGCUAAGUUUCCAUAGUCAGGGUUGUCACUUUUAAAACUUUGGAGCCUUGCCUUAUCCAAUUUACUUCAGGAAGUUUUUCACCUUCUGGCAGGAAGAAUGAAAAGACAUACAAAGUUAAUCCAACAUAUCAGAGAAGUCUCCAAAAGCUUUUAGUACAAGGUGGAACUUUGCCAAGGGAAUCAAUGCCUUCCAAUAUUACUGUGAGGCUUCCAACCUUAGAAAAUCUCGAGGCUUAUGCUCUAGAGCAAUGGGAGUGUUUCUUAUUGCAACUUAUAAGCCCAAGUCAGGUUGAUAAGCCUUCAAAUAUUAGCUCUUCUUUGAUGAAAGUUUUCCAGCGACGUCUCCUUAGUCACAGAGACAAAGAAGCUCCAAAACUAACUGAAAGUGGUUUCCAGUUUUUGCUGAUGGAUACAAAUGCACAGCUUUGGUAUAUUAUCAGAGAAUAUAUCUCUAAUUCUGAGGAGAGAGGUGUUGAGGCAGCUGAGUUGAUCUCAUUCAUGCUGGAACUUAGUUUUCAUGUCAUCGGGGAGGCUAUAUAGUAUAAACACAUUGACUGAUUUUCAGAGGAGCAUAAUUAAUGACCUGGCAGACCUUGGACUGGUCAAACUUCAGCAGGUUAUAAUAUUUCUGUGCACAUUUUUAGAGCUGA
Molecule: messenger RNA, 758 nt
Organism: Vigna umbellata (rice bean)
Lineage: Eukaryota; Viridiplantae; Streptophyta; Magnoliopsida; Fabales; Fabaceae
Source: RefSeq, a predicted model, not a curated record